UUCCUGGUUCAUAUCGUCGAGUUUUCACGCUUGUCGCUAGCACUGAAGGAAGUUGCCUCUAAACAAAACCUAGGAGGAAAUUGAUGCCGAGAACAAUGAGAAAAAAAAGAGUGGUAUCAAAUUUGUGCUGUAUCAGAGCGAACGGAACAUAAACAGGAUAUAAAUAAGUGGUUUUGACCACCUGCGUCAUCCAGUUUUCGUGAUGUCUCGUAAAGAACAUUCUUCUCCGGUAAGCCCCGGCACAGUUCUGUCUGUUUUUUGUUUGCUUCUUUGCUCUACCGGAUUCAUUCGAAUUGAGACCAUAUUCAAAGAUUACGAACAAAGGUUGAAGACUCUGGAAGAAGUUAUGCCCCACUAUCAGUUAAAACGAGCAAAGACGGAUUUAGCUUCGACCAAGGAGGUUUCUACUAAACACGGCGAGGAUGAACUCCAUCGAUUGAAGCGUUGUAUUUCACAACCAUCUCCUCUCAAUAGCUCGGCUCAUGUUAAAGAACUGUUUAGAGAUAUAAUCUCCGCCAAUUUAAAGAUGUGUCAGUACCAAGGGCAAUUAAAUGUUUGCCCACGAGGCCGGCCGGGACCUCCAGGGAGAGCUGGACCCAAAGGUGAUAAAGGAACAAAAGGCUCUCGAGGAAUUGUAGGACCUCCCGGUCGGAGUGGAAAACAGGGAAAGAUGGGACCAUCUGGAGUAAGAGGAGAGAAGGGAAUUAAAGGCGACAUCGGGCCACCCGGUAUCCCUGGUAUCCCAGGGAUUAAAGGUCAACAAGGAGAGUCUAUUUCUGUUCCAAAGGUGACAAUUUCUCCACCAAAACUAAUUGUCAACGAAACCAACACAGCCUCGCUUCUAUGCUCUGUUUCUGGAAAUCUUGCAGCUCAAAUAUCUUGGUCAAAAGCUAAUGGAUCGUUGCCUAGCGACCGCACCAAAGUGACGUCAGAUGGGCUGAUACAGAUCACUGGCGUUGGCUUGGAAGAUGCAGGCGAAUACAAAUGCGAGGCGCGAAAUAUUCUGGGAAAGGAUGAAAAAGCUGCAACACUUGUUGUUCAAAGUCAUCCUAAGGUUUCACUUUCUUCGGGUCCAACCUACGUUGAAAUGGGAAAAGAUAUCACUCUACCAAAAUGCCACGUAACAAGCUUCCCACCAGCAGUAAUCACGUGGUCUAAAUUUAACGGUGGCUUAAUGAAAUCCAGGACUGUUGCGAAAGAUGGACAACUAACCAUAUUACAAGCUAAAAUGGCAGACUUUGGUUUGUACGAAUGUCCAGCGUCAAAUAAG
Stylophora pistillata is the source of this 1270-nucleotide messenger RNA. RefSeq lists its product as uncharacterized. The record is from RefSeq and is a predicted model, not a curated record. Lineage: Eukaryota; Metazoa; Cnidaria; Anthozoa; Scleractinia; Pocilloporidae.